This is a messenger RNA of Patiria miniata (bat star), 3189 nucleotides long. RefSeq lists its product as uncharacterized. Lineage: Eukaryota; Metazoa; Echinodermata; Asteroidea; Valvatida; Asterinidae. Gene Ontology annotation, molecular function: nucleic acid binding. The record is from RefSeq and is a predicted model, not a curated record. The transcript is spliced from 2 exons. Bases 22 to 1191 code for a protein of 389 amino acids.
CUGAGUCAUUACUCGGCAAGUAUGGCGCAGGAGUGCGAGCGUUUCAUUCGAUGCUACUUCCAUCUUGGUUUAACUUACGAGGAAAUUCUGAACAUCCUCCUAUUUAAUCACAAUAUAUUAAUAAGUAAGCGAACACUGAGUCGAAAAUUGAGAAACCUGGGUCUGUUUCGUCGAAAAUAUCACACAGACGUGAUAGAUAUUGCCUGCUUUCUGCAACAAGAGCUGCAACAGUCUGGAAACCUACACGGCUACCGAUGGAUGCAUCUAAAGUGCAUCCAAAAUGGCAUCAACACAGAUAAAGAAACGGUCCGCCUGUUGCUUGGAAUUUUGGAUCCAGAUGGAGUCGAAAUAAGGGCAAGAAAAAAGUUGCAAAGACGGCUGUAUCAAGUUCGAGGACCAAAUUAUAUGUGGCAUGUUGACUCGUAUGAUAAACUGAAACCUUACGGGAUCUGCAUUAAUGGAUGUAUUGAUGGUUUCUCUAGGCGUGUUUUGUGGCUUGACGCAUAUACAACAAGUAGUGACCCUGCUGUCAUUGCGGGAUAUUACAUGAACACGGUUCGUUCUCAGAUGGGAUGCCCAAGAAUCAUUAGAGCUGAUCAUGGAACAGAAAACACACACAUCCGACAGAUGCAGCAGUUUCUUCGAAGGAGUCAGGAUGACGCAUUUGCUAAAGACAAGAGUUUCAUGCAAGGAACCAGUCAAAAUAAUCAAAGAAUUGAGUGUUGGUGGGGCAUGCUUAGAAAACACUUCACUCAGUUUUGGAUGGACCUCUUCGCCCAAAUAAAAGAAGAAGGCCACUUCAGUGGGGAUCAUCUGGAUAAGUCACUGCUGCAGUUUUGCUUUUUGAAUAUGAUCCAGGGCGAACUAGACACUGUUGUAAAGGAAUGGAACGCCCAUCGCAUCGCUCCCUCCAGAAACCGCCAUGGCCCAUUUGGUCGCCCUCUUGUAAUGCAUACCAUGCCACAGCUUUAUGGAGCAGAGAACUUCCUGGUAGAGGUGCAACAAGAUGAAAUUGAUGUAUGCAGCAGUGAGUGCAUCUUUAAAGGCCGAUACCCAUGCGACAAAGAUGUGUUCGACCUUUGUUCAAUCAUGAUGGAAGAACGACUGAUGUCUGUGCCAAGUACAGUGGAAGAAGGAAUAAACUUGUACAAUAGUCUCAGAAGGAUGAUUCUAGAUGAGAUAGACCUGUAGGCCACCUAUGUGUCCCAAAACUGUGUCUUCCAGUAAUUAUAUAACAAUUAAUCCCUGGUUGCCUUGAAAUCUGUAACUUAUGUUUUCCUGCAGCAAACAUGAUUUAAUUAAGAGACAUGUGAUUUCAAUUCUUCACUUUCGGUUUGUCCUCUUCUACAGCACAAACUUCGUGGGAAAGUAGGGUAUAGGGUCCAACUUCAAGGGUGAACAGAUAAAUAAACUAAAAAAACCCAGAGAGAUACCGAGAUGUACUCAAGAUAACGCUCUUUAUUGUUAACAUGCAACACUUUGAAACAUUAGGAGGUAUAACUGGAAAAUUUAACACAAUUCUCAGGAUUUUGAUCAACAUACAUGUAAUUUGACAUGCAGAUAAAAAAUAAUUUUUAAUCAUAAUACAUGGGCCAUUAAACUAAAAAUGUGAGCAAUCUUACUUUCAAAGUCCGUUUCAUUUCGUACUAAAUCAACAAGGGUCAUUUUUAAAGUGUACCAGCUAUGAGGUUGUCCAACAAAUUGGCAGCUGUUAUUAAUAAGAACUAUGAUUUUAAUCUUGUUGUAUUUAAGUGUUUCAUUUUUUAUGCAUAAUAUUUGUCAACAGUUAUAAUAAUCCAAUUCAAGCUCAAUUUUAUGAAAGUUUUUUUUUGGCAAUUUUCCUUUUAAUCCUUAAAAAUUGAGUAAACAUCUUGGAGAUUAUCUAAUUAUAUUUCUGCAUUUUGUUUAUGAUGGAGAAAUAAACGAGAUUUGAACACAUCAUUGUACAUCAUUUGCACAUUACUGCACCAAUUAUGAAUCAUGAUUUGUAUACAAAAGUCUUGGAGAAUUUAAUUACACUGCCCUUUUGUGAAUCUCCUAUAAAAGAUGGUUUAAACUUAUGCAACCUGAUUGUAAUGAAUGGUACUUCAAAAAGUUUGGCAUUAAAUUAUACCACACCAUUUACGUUACAAAGUCAUAAAUUGGGCUGAAAGGUCUCUUGUAAAACCAACAUUGUCUAUGUAAGAUAUGGAGCUUAUUGUAAUUUUAGAUUGAAAUGCAAACCUUUAAUAUUGCCUAUUUUUUUACAAACAAGUUUGUUCGAUGACAAAAACAUAAAUAGGCACACCCUUGGUUGAGCUAAUGUGAUGAUUAAAAGUGUGAUUUACAAAAAAACACAGAUUUGGUCAUCCAAACUUUGCUAAUCAUGCCGUAAAAUUUUAAAAUCAAAUUAAGUGGAAAUAAGUAUGUUUGCUUUUAUAUAUAUAUAAAAAACAUGUAGUAACACUUUUUUUAAUUAACACCACACAAAUUUGGAAAAACAAAGAUUAUCAAUAGCACAUAUAGGCUUACAUACUUUCCUCUUUUCACAUGGACCUAAAUAGUUUGAAUGCCAAUAGUUAUCUGGUUAUCUGUUGAUUAGCAUACAAUUAGAGUCAUUAAGACAUUUUCCAAAAACGAAAAUCACUAUUUGGGGCUAGAAAGAGGGUGGUCUCCCUUUCCUAAUUGUAUGUGAUGCAUGUAGUUAACAAAGCACCAGUAGGUAGAUACAGGUUAAUGGCAAAAAGAAAGUCUUUAAAAGAAGACAUUUCCAUUUGUGGGAAUUUUGAGAUCGUCCAAUUGAAAGACAUUUUUUAAAUCACAGAUUUGUAAUGGUAAGAAUUUCAGAUUGUCAAGAUGAAAUUCAAUCCAUUUAUCACUUAUUUGUAAUCAUGCUCACACGUGUUCGGUUUUUCCCACCCAUGCAUUCAAAAUAAGACUGCUCCUUAACUGAGCUGUUCAUCUGAGAUCAUUGCUUUUGUGUGUGCAACAGAAACAAAGAAGGAAAUAUGAAACUUCCUAUGGGUGCAAAUUAAAUCAGCCCUUUAUACAUUUUAGGUUAUACAUGUAACAUGAACAAUAAGCAACUAUUACAAGCAUGCACAAACUUGAACACUGUGUGAAAAAUAGUAGUCUCUUUAUCAACAUACAGUCUACAUGACAAAUAUAUAUUAUUUAAAUGCUGUAUAAAAAUAAACAAGUAAAAAAAUG